Porites evermanni is the source of this 9145-nucleotide messenger RNA. Lineage: Eukaryota; Metazoa; Cnidaria; Anthozoa; Scleractinia; Poritidae. The record is from the annotation of a GenBank genome assembly.
GAACGUAGCAUUGAUAAUAGACCACUAGUUGGAUUUUUUAAAAUAUGCAUAGCCCAGCUCAAUGCAACACACGUACCCAAUGGAGGACGCAUUGGCUGUUGCAUGCAUCGCUGUGGUUCUCUUUGUAGCUGCUUGGUUGUUCACUAAAUUCCGCAGUGCAUGGAAUGGUUCGCAAGCCCAGCUACCAAAAAAUGUUCGAGCGUUUAGUAAGAUUCCAGGUCCUCGCGGAUUACCGUGGUUCGGUUCUGUGAUUCAGCACAUCAUGAACGCAAAAUCCAUUCAACAUGUUUGUACUCAAAAAAAGCUGUUUGAACAGUACGGGCCGAUAUUUAAGGAGACUGUCAUGGGCAAGACCCACGUUUACAUCCAAAGUCCCGCCGAUCUUGAAGCCGUGUUCAAAGCCGAAGGAAAAUUUCCUAAACGAUCAACCGAUGUAAUGUUAACACUGAAGGAAUACCUUAGAACCAGGAACGUUAUGGUAGUGCCUAGCCUCGGUUUGCUGUAAGUAUUCUAUCCACAGGAUAUUUUAUCCCAACAUGACAGGAGCAUGGUCAUGCAAAAGUGCAAUUCUUCGUAUUUUCCAGUUUCGUUUUCACCAAAAAAACCAAUCGCCCAGAAAAUGCUAAUUUUUUUAGCCACCAAUUUUGCGAGUAAUUAUUCAAUCAGACCGGUUUGUUAUUUAAAUAUUUCGAAAUACAGUGGACUCCCGAUAAUUCGAACCUUCAAGGGAAAGAGAAAAAAAUUCGAGUUAUCGGGAGUUCGAGUUAUCGAGGGUAAAAUGAUAUAGAAAGUGUUCUGAAGAGAAAUAAAAAUUGGUUCGAGUUAGCGGGAGGUUCGAGUUAUAGAGGGUUCGAGUUACCGGGAGUCGACUGUGUAUAUUCCCGAGAGAGAAUUGAAACUAAGUGCACCUUUGUCAUGCAAGUUUUUGAGACAAAAAAAAUGCCAAAUUUGCAAAGGUUGAUGCAAGGUUUCCGAGAAUAGUUAGUUUACACAACAGGACGACAGACACUGAAAACGCUUGUGUAUGACAAACGUGACAGGGCUAUUGCUUUCGUGUUCAGUGCGUGAUCCUCGCUUAACAUCAAUAUCUUCUGGUCUUUGCAAAAAACAUCUGUUUAAAAGAAAGUGAAGUUUGGGGUACAGUUAUUUCGAACAAAAUUAUUUUUGGGAGCGCCAUUCUACAACACAUGACGUAAAACUGAUGAAAAUGCAUCAGUUUGCUUUUGUCCAAAAGUAUGCCCCGCACUAGCGUCCACUCCCUUACCCCCUCCCCGUUAAAUGUCCAGUUGACGUUAAGCGGCGGAAAAGUAAAUAGAGAGUUUUAGAUCCGAGUUUACCGCGAACCUCUAACCGCUGGAGGUCACGUGACAAGUCUUUCGCGUCACGUUUGAGGUUUACGACGUGCGUUUUCAACCUGGGGAGAUAGGUUUUCACGUAUGUCAUUUACCUGAAAGAUUUUAGCGUAUGAAUCUUGUUUUAUCCCACGUAAUGAUACAAAAAUCUUGUGGAGCAAGUCUUUAUCCAUUAACAAAGGCACAAAUACGGGCGAAAUGCUAAAUUUGAUAAAUCCUGUUGGAUCUUGAAAACUAGUGCCAUUCAUGGCUGCUGGUUCAAAAUGGCGGCCGUUAAAAUUGCAAGAAGAACUAAAGUAAGAAUUUACAGCUCUUUGCUGCUAGAUAACCCAGUGUUACCGUAAAUUUCUUUUAUUUUCACUGAUUGAUUUUUCUUCUAUUUCUAAGCGGAAAAAUAAACCAGAAUCCACUUCUUUUCCACCACCAAUCUAAAUCGAAUUAUGUUUGAACGUUGAACCGCAAACGGGUAACGGCAAACCGCGGUUAGAGGUUCGCGGUAAACUCGGAUCUAAAACUCUCUAAUAUGUCGACGGCCCCUAAUAUAAUAUUCGUCAGGAAUAGAUUGGAGAGAAGAAUUCAAACCAAUUUUUAGUUUGUGGAAGGGACUGGACAGAAAGAAGAAAAACAACAAACAAACUAACAAUACAAAACAAAAUGGCUGCGUUAAUACUAGCACCUGUUUGCCGGUCGAGAUUGAUGUGGAGAGUCAGAAGAGUACUUCAGCGGAAUGAGUUGGCUAGCAAUGUGUAUGAUUGAAUUUGCAAACAAUGGACAUCGAUUUCAUAUUAUUGGCUUGUCUAUCUUCUUCAACUCCAAAGAGGAAACAAAGGUGCCGACAGAAACAAAAACAACAAAUGGUGGGAAAAGGGUUGAACCAGGCAGUUGGUGUGAGAUCAAGAUUUGAAAUCGAGACACUUUUCAUGCUUAGGCCCGGUUCAGAUGCCGAUCUUUUCAUGAGCCGAACCGAAUUCAUUGAAUUAAGUACAUGAAAAGUUCGGCCUCCGAAUCAGUUAGGAACGCCUGUUUCAAUUUGGAACGCUCAGCCGUUCUUCACGCCUAGCCCGGCCGGGAAUUUCGACUGUGGAACGACUUUGGAACGGCUUUGAUUCAGACGCCGAACUUUUCACGUACCGAACCUAAUGCAUAAAUUCUUGUAAGACUUGACCGAAACUGGAAACCGCGCAUGAAAAGUCUCUGGCAUCCAGGGUACUCAAGCCCCAUUUACACAACAGAAAAAAAUGGGUCCGGACCCAUAUAAAAGUUGGUACAGACCAGAUAUUUUUGCCGUGUAAACCUUCCUUAUUAUGCUUUCAUGGAAUGGAUCCGGACUCGCUUUUUUUCUGGUUUUGGGGCCACAGGCGGCAAUGUGGUCAUGCAGGAAUAAAAGCUAAGCAGUUGACGAAUUUUUGUUUUCUUAUGUCAGAAAUAAUGAAGAGUGGGCCCGACUGCGUAAAGCAAUGACACCCAAACUUCUCCGACCCCAAGAUGUUGGAGAGAAUAUUCAAAGCUUUUGGAGAAUGACAAGAGAUGCUGUUAGUUAUUUGGCAAAGACUAGGGGAGAUGCUGGAUUUGACAACGAGAUUCCUAACCUCGAAGACGUUCUUCAUAACUUUGCCGCCGAAAGUAAGUCCAUUUAUCAGUGGUAGUCGAGGUCUCUGCAGCCUGUCUAAACCCAAUUGGAUUUGUCUACCGUAUUUACUCGAUUAAACGCACUGCAUAGAGGAAAAAUUGUCAGUAAAAGCUAUCCCCGAAAAAACGCCGCGCCGAAACCGUUGCGACGGUCUAUUCGAGGAUUAUGAGAAAACAACUGCGAACAACUUCGUAUUGCACAUCAUGCAGACAAUUACGAUUCAACCCCAGCAAAAACAGCGAGACACUGAAACUUUACAUAAUAUCCACAAAUGAUUUAUGGCAUUUGUUAUCAGUGAUUUGAAUACCUCUCUUAAAUAAACGCCACCCUUCAAUAGCGAAAAGUUCAAUAAAAGCUGUGGCGUUUAAUAGAAUAAAUACUAUAACAUGUUUGUAUAAAAUUUCUUUUUUCUUUUAUUGAAGCUAUGGGUAUAAUAGUAUUUGAUAGCAGAGUUGGCCUCUUUGACGACCCACCAAACAGCGAAGCAGUCGAAAUGGUUAAAGCUAUAAAUGAUUCUUUCAAGUUGAUGGGGAAAUUAAAUGGAGGACUGGAAUCGUUUCUUCUAAAGUACACCUGCUAUAAGACAUCUACCUUCAAAACAAUGUGUGACGUUCUGGACGUCGUUCUAAAAACCAGUUAUAAGCUUGUGGACAAGACGAUGAAGAAAUUUCAAGAAACAGCUGAUGAUGUGGAAGACGAUCAAGGUAAAUGAAUGCUUUGGAGCCGUUUAAGUCCUUAGUUUCGCGAAGGCCUAGUUCUGGGAUGCGCUGGAUAGGUAGGAAAAUGGGGUAGGAAUGGCGCACUCUGUGAAAUGAAGCAAGAUAACGACUUUUUCUUUUCAGCGGAGCGAAUGACUUCCAUGACUGAUGAAUUGCUGCUCUUUUCCGAGUCGAUCUUCCUGGAUAUACCUGGAGUAGCGAAGCAAUUUUCUUUUUUCUUUUGCCUACAUAUUAUAUCUUUCUUUGUUGCUAAAUCUAAACGAGCGAUAAAGUUAUCUUACAUGUUGUUUUUAAUUCCAGCUGUUCCUUUGCUGACGUAUCUUUUAACCAAAAGUGAUUUGCAGAUGGAGGAAGCAACUCUUAGCUCAGUUAUUAUGUUCAGAGCAGGUGUUGAAGUGGUAAGAUAACAAUGCGGCAGGAUAACAAAGCAAGUAUCAAAUAAGUUUAAAUAAUAGUGCGUUGCCCCGGGGUGUACUCCCUACAAUGGUCUAUACGUGGGGGCUCUGGAUCAAGUUAGGUUUCUGGGAAACUGCCCACCUAUCCCUCCCCUAAGUCAACAUUAACACUUACUUUUCACUUAGGGAAGAAUGUUGAAUUAGGGGAGGGUUAGGUGGGCAGUUUCCCCAGAAACCUAAAUGAGGUGUAUGAAAAGGCAGGGGAUUUUAAUAGAGUUGAAGUAUAUGAAAGGGUAAGAAUAUCUGUAGUACCAUUUCGGUCUGCAAAGAGGCCCAAAAGGGCUUACAGAUGCAUUUUAUGGCUGCGAAAAACUGAGUAGAGAAAAAUUUGUGUUUUUGCAAUUUAAUCGUAGUCAGAAAAAGGGAUGCAAAGUUCUAAACUAGGUAUUUGCAAGGGGUAUUAUUUUUUAAAUAGAAGGUAUACUACCAAAGGGGUACCUUUUCUACCAAAAAUGGUAUAUAAAAGCCGGGUAAGGAGUUAAACCUCCCGGCGUAUCCUCCCCAUAUAAAAUUUUGUUGAGCUAGGAGUGUGAUGCAGAGAAAAAACUCUCCUCCCCCAUCGGAAACCCAUGACAACGCAGACACUGGUCGCGGGGUGCGGUUCUAAUUACUAAACCAUGGACAGACUUUGGGGACUGCUAGGCCAUUUGAUAGAUUCCCAUCAUUUCGUUUACAAAACACUUUUAAUGUCAAUAAUUUUUUUUUAAUAGCUGAAUAAUUUAUCUUACAGUCUGGAAUUUUUUCUCAUAUAGACCGGUACCAUCGCUCUUUGGCUCUUGUACGAGCUGGCACGCAACCCUAGGGUGCAAGAAAAGGUGUAUGAAGAAGUAUCCUCAUUGAUAAAAACCAAUGAAGACUUCACUACUGAAAGCUUUGGAAAACUGCAUUACACAAAGGCCUGUGUCAGGGAAACUCUAAGGUAAGGACCCAAAUUCGAUACUAUAGGGAGUUCUCAGCAGAGCCUGCGUCAUGUAGCUGGGAGUGAUGUAGAUUUGGAAGUUAGGAAGCGAAUAAAGCACAAUCACAGGUAGCCCAAGCUCGAAAUAUGAGCAUCGGCGAGCAUAGGCAUUGUUGCGUAACAUUCAAAAUAUAAGGAUUUGUAUAAACCUUAUACAUAGAGAGAAAACCGUUUACAGUACAACCUAUAAAACGGCCAUAAAUCGGCCUGUGGACCACACAGGAGAGACGUAACACACAUUUUAAGUAAGGUAAGCUGUUUUUUUAAUCGAAAUCCUUUCAUUUUCGUAGGUUACAGAAACGAUUCGUUUCUUUCCCAUUUCGAAUGUUACGCAACAAUGCCGAUACUCGCCGAUGCUCAUAUUUCGAGCUUGGGCUACCUGUGGCACAAUGCAAUAGGUUUACACUUUAAUAGCUUGCGUCGUAGACGUAAUCUCACUCCGUUUAGUGGGGACCUUAAUACUCCUUUCAUCUAACAGUCGUUUAUGUUGACUCAGGAUAGCUCAUUCUGGUUUUUUGAUUUUUAGCAACGUGAGGUCACUGUGGCCGACAGUUUUAUUUACAAUGGUCGAAUUCGCGACCGAACAGAGCGCUUGUCGCGGAAAACACUUCUUUCGACAACUGUACUGAUAUCCAAUCAAACACAUACAAAAAUUCUUGGUAUAAAAUAGUAAACUGUAUACUUCUUAAUUAUCGGUCUCUUCGAUCGUCCAGGUUAUACCCUGAUCCAGGAUUUUGGUCACGUGUUCUCAGCAGGGAUGCAGUUCUCUCUGGUUACCGUGUUCCCGCGGGGGUAAGUAUCACAAAAAGUAUGGGUUAAUAAAAACAUAGUUAGCAGAGGGUACAAAAAGGUAAAAGGUUUUAAGAACAAAACCAUGAACGAGAAUGAUAUACGACACUAAGUAGGAGAUAUUGUGGCACUAGCAAACAACGGAGAUGUUGAGUAUUCAAGCCUUGAACAGCCCAUAAGAGCCUCAAGAUACACUGUUUCUUCUUGCCGUUGCUGGUAGAGGAACAUGUUUCACUUGGUUUUAGGAGACUAUGUUUUCCUAGAUGUGGUUAUGCCCAGUAGCCUAGCCGACGAGGCGACUUUAAUUUACCCGUGCCCGUAAACCGGAAACCGUGCAUCUUCAGUAAUGGGUCUAUGACAGGAAAUUUAUCAAAAAUUCAAACGGUGGCAACUGCGUCCAAAUUGUCGAGUGAAACCUAAACUUGAAUAACCCCUCAAAGAAUUAAAAGAAGGUAAAAAUAAGACAGCAAAUACAAAACAAGGAACGAAUGGACAAACUUGAAGAAGAUUAACACGGAUUGCCGCGAUUGUGGUUUUUCAGGAAAACUUGUCAGGCUAACAGUUUGUCAAAGUUCAUUUUUGCUGUUUGCGACGUUUGAUAAGGUUUGACAUAAUGCUUGGAAGGCAUUAUUUGUUUGAUUCAAAGCUGUGGUUUUGUUGUCAUCCACAAGUAAUUUUUCAAGUCCCACAGCGAACAAGGUCGAUUAGUUGGCAACAAAAUGAACUAGAGUCACUACUGGACAGCCGUAACUCAGCCCCUUUGAGUUAUCUAAUAGUGGAGAGGUUUAGAAACCAAUGUGCAACACUUUGUUAAAAGAUAGUAAAAAAAAAUUCCCUCAGUUUAAGACGAACUGCAUUGUUCUUUCUACCUAGGUAAAUGUUUUAAAAUGUUAGUGUCUUCAGAGGAAUGUGUCUUUUUUUGGUUGUCCUUAUUUAGGCAUAUUUAGCCGUUAAAAAACACCAAGCUCUUUUCAAAUGCGACGACAUUUCUUAGCCUUCUAUUCAGCUUUGAUGUGAACCUUUUUUUAGACCCCGAUUAGGUACUCCAAUUAUCUGUCUGGGCAUUCAGAAGAAAUUUUCUCAAAUCCUCUUGAAUUUAAACCUGAACGUUGGUUGAACACGGAAAAGAAUGGCCCUCAUCCUUAUGCAUCAAUUCCAUUUGGCUUCGGGCGACGCAUGUGUAUAGGUAGGUGACUUUUUAUCACACAGAUUUACUGCUUCUGCCUCGUCGCAGGUCUCCUUCUUUGCUCUUAUGCGGCGCUGUCGCCCCUCGUAAGGGAAUCUGACACAGUCUUGGACUGGAUCCCACGCCAUGGAUUCCGGAUUCCAGGUACUGAAUUCCAGUAUUUGUAAGUGGAACAUUGGAUUCCGGAUUCCAAUCGUCAGUGGGAUUCCGGAUUCCUUGUGCUGUAUUCCGGAUUCCAAAACCCAGGAUUCCGGAUUCCACAAGCAAAAAUUUGCCGAUUCCGGAAUCCGGAUUCUCUUACACGGGGGAGCGUUGGGUCUCGAGAAGAUGUGCUUUCUGUUUUUCGAAUUAAAGUGGCGCCUUGAAUCUAGGCAGCACCGCGGCGAUUUUCUCUCUUGGUUUCAGUCCAGUCAUUAUUACUGCUUUUCUUACUGACUGGCUCCUUUUUUUAUACAGGACGACGCGUAGCUCAGACUGAACUCUGCCUUUUGGCCGCAAUGGUAAGGAGCUGAUUGUGGAAUUACAAACAAAGUGCGAUGAAUAUAAUGGCCUGUGCUAGCUGGCGGAAUUAUUGUUGCUCAUGCGAGAGUUUCAGCGGCGAUACCGCCACUCUCGCGCAGCUUUGCCGAGAGAAGUGAGCGCCGAAUAACUUCUCGGCAUUUCAAAGCUUCUCCCCCCAGCCCAAUUCUCCGCACGUCUUCACAGCUCCUCUGCUCUAAAACUUUCCUCGCGCAAACCAUCCCGCCGGCUACGCAGGCUAUGAUUAUUACAAAUUGCUGAAGUACAGCUUGUGGAGCCAGCAUAAUGUUUAGUGUAUUUAGUCAUUAUGUGGGUUGGUGUGUAGAAAGAAGCUGACAUGCAACUGUUCUCCGAACAGGUCGUGGCGCCCAGCUAUUUCGUUUCAGCGAGAGAGCGCCGCCCCCCCCCCCCCCCCCCCCCCCCUCCCUCCCUCCUCACCUCAACUGCGUUACUCCCCCUCCUUUCCAAACGUUUCUUUGUCCCCCGCUUUUCUUUUUUCUGUUGUUUUCCCUCACAGAGGGUUUUUUCUUUUCUGUGUGGUUGGUGGUGUUUUUUCAUUUAUUGGGGGCAGCAUAAUUUUUUGUUUUUUUUGUCAUUUGUGGGGUUGGGGGUUAGAAAGAAACUGAAAUGGCACUUUUCCCCCGCACGGGCGGGGGCCCCACGUUUUUCUUUUCGCGGGGGGGGGCCCCCCCCCCCCCCCCCCCCGGCUCUCCCAAUCUUUACUUCAAGGUCUGGAUUCCCAGCCGUCAGCUGUAAGCCUGUGCUGGCUCCAUCUUGAUAUGAUUUGAGCAAUCCUCCUCGACUGAGGGCUCUGUAUUUCUGCGGUUUGAAGCAUUCUCUAUACUUAUUAGCUCUGAGUGUUUGAUCGAACUUUUCCCAUUGAGAAUUUUGAAAUUUGAAUUAAUAAGUACUCCGCACUUGUGGUUGUUUCAAUGCCGAGAUGUAGCAUAAUGAUGAUCUUAAGAUUGUCUCGAGAAGAGUCCAUCGAGAAUCAAGAAUCUUGGGCGUAGGAGGUCAUAGAUAAAUUGUUUUUUGAACUAAUUUCAUCCGGCCUCUUUGACUUUUCUGUCAAUUUUUACUGACUGUCUCAGGUCAUAAGUAAUACAAAUAUCCCUCGAUUCUAACUUUCAGAUCGUCCAGCGCUUUGUGUUGGAGUUCCACGAGAAGCCAGUUGAAAUAACAAGUGAAUUCGUGCUGGUUCCUGAUCGACCAAUGAGAAUCAAGUUCAUAGACCGAGAGUAAUUGACGCUGCGUAACCUGCGAACACCGCUGUCCCUUGCGUCCUCGUCCUCAGGGUCUUUUCAAGCAUACGUAGCAGAAAAAAACCAACCGGCGCUUGCCACGAGUCAAGCCACGCAGGCUGCGUAGGUUUUCUUCUUUUCCAAUGAAAACAGAGAAGUCCCUGGGGACGAGGUUGCCGUUGCUAGACGUCGGGGUCUCAAGGUUAAUUUUGACAAAAUCUAAGUCAGUUCGGUCGCAUUAAAAUUUUGAUGUUUUCUUUUUUGUGUGUGUGACAAAGAAGCGUUGAUACCGGGAU